Molecule: messenger RNA, 2345 nt
Organism: Schistosoma bovis
Lineage: Eukaryota; Metazoa; Platyhelminthes; Trematoda; Strigeidida; Schistosomatidae
Source: the annotation of a GenBank genome assembly
CCACUUUUAAUAUCAAGGUCACUGGUGUCAGCGUGACUUGGGGUGGGCUUCUUUUCACUGUUUUUUUAAACUUAAUUCCAAUGAAAAUCGAUUUAGCUGUAGACUAACAUAAUGAAAAGAUUUUCAAAAUUAUUUUUGGUCGCAUGUGCAUACGUUAGCACAUGCUUUUUUGACAAAAUAAUAGCGAACAUGACCCCGAGCUCCCAGUUUUCGGGAAAUUUAGGGGAAAUCGCACCAAAACCUCAAAGUCUGUAUAGACUUGUAAGUGUCAUGUUCGCAAAGUAAAUUAAUUAACUUACUUUAUCAGACGCUGUAACUAGACAUUUUCAUAGAAUAGUCAGAUAACAGUUUUAUCUGUCGCGCAAGGGUUCUUUUUGUAAUAGCUCAAACCUGUUCCACAAUGUCAGCUCCAUAUUUGAGAUAACUGCUACAUGCUAAAUCUUGACAUACAGCUAAAAUAUGCUUUUUUAAAAUUCCUGAAGACUCAUGUAAUUCAUAUUCGUAUUAAUUACCAAGUAGUCACUAUCUAUCCUUUCAAGAUAUUCAGAUCAGUAUAUUUGGAUGCUGACGACUUCGUUUUUCCCUGGACUUGUACAUAAUUCCCACUACCACAUCCUAUUACUGCAGGACCAUUGAUCUUCCCAGAUUUGGACCGUAUGGUAUCGAAAUCAAUUACCUGUCUUAACGGAUUCAAUCAAUGGAAGCACUACUUGCCUGUGUAGAUAUUCCUCCAGAUUGUCAUGAUGCUAUACCUCUCUUGAACUUGGAAAAUAAAUCUUUCUCCAAGUUUUUCAAGCGAAUCUUAAAAAGGCUAGAAAAAGGAGAGACUUGUGUUCAAAAGGCGUUGCCUAAAUUAUCAGAUAAUGAUACUGAAGAAGAAUCAGAAUACGUACUUAUUGGGACCGCUCAAGAGGAAAAUUCUAGAAUAUUAUUCGCACGACUUCCAAACUCGUCAGGGAGUAAUGAAGUAUACAAACUUCCAUUUGUUCGUUUCACCGUUCGUAGGACUAAUGAACCUAUAACAAAACAGAAUCAGGAUACCGCAAAUAACAGCAUUGAACCUUAUCUACAGGAUACUUUUAAACGUCUUGAUGAUAAAAUGGAAAAUUUUGGAGCACAAUUGUCUAAAUUGAUAGAAUCUUUAUCACAGAAACCAGCGCCUCGACCUCCAAGGAAAUCGCAAACACCCACAGUAACUGCUAGUGCAUCAAAGCCUAACUUAACAUCAAAACCUAUAUUAGCUUCACAACUUUCACCUAAUUCCACUUCCAAAUCAACACCAGCAUCUAUGAUGAAACCUGGAUCUAUACCAAAAAAUGCAUCCACUCCAAAGUCUAUGAUCAUAAAUCAAGCAAACUCUAUUGUUUCAUCCACUGAAAAUAAACUCAAAUCAACUCCGAUUAAAUCAUUAUCAUAUGGUCAUGUUUUAGAAAGCCAACAUUUAAAUGAAAGUGGCACUAAAAAGAAACAAAAUGAAUCAUCGACACAAGGUCAUAGUCAAAUUGAAAAUCCAAGAUUCGCUUCAAUGAUUGAUAAAGCUAUUGAUCAUGUUUUAGACCGUAUUAAUAAAGGGAAAGAUAUUAAAAUUGGACCGAUAUUCCAAGAGAGAUUAAGUUCUGUAAAUAGAUGCAAUAAUACACUUGAUCAUAUCGAUCUGUCGUCUAAUCGUGUUGACAUUGAUGAUGAUGAUGAUGGUGAUGACGAUGAUAACAACAACGAUGCCAAUAUCACUACUUAUAACCAUGUUGUAUAUGAUAGAAAUCAACAUAAUCUUAAUAUUAAACCUAAAAAGAAUUUAGUUGCCAUUUCACCAUGUGUAUCAUUUAUGGUGAAACCAGUUCAGAGUAGUGCUGGUAACAACAUCAAGCUGAAUAAUAAUAAUAAUAGAAAGGAUCAAUUAUCCACUGAAGAUUAUGCAGAAUUAGAAUCAUUUUUACAAAACGAUUCUGUCGUAAAUCAUGUUCAUUAUUCAACUGAUUAUGUUGUUGUUGAUGACAAUGACCGAAAACAUAAACACAAAAAACGGAAAUGUACAAAUGAUGAUUAGAUAAUAAAACAACGGGAUGACAUUACCUGUACAUAUGUUCAUGUGUGUGUGUGUGUGUUUGUGCUUGUGUCCAACUUCACUUUUGUACAUAGUUACAAGUACUAUAUAUAUAUAUUAGGUCGGUUUUUUUUGUUUCGUUAUACCGCGUGAUAUCUGUCUGUACUUUACCUGUUGACUAGUCCAUUUAUCACAUGUAUUACAUAAGUGCUUCAUUGUUUCAUUUAUUUAACCUUUUGUUUUGAUAUAGUAGCAAAGCAAUAAGAUCUAAUUUAUAUAAAUACACAAUCUAUUAACCAGA